Molecule: messenger RNA, 5839 nt
Organism: Colletes gigas
Lineage: Eukaryota; Metazoa; Arthropoda; Insecta; Hymenoptera; Colletidae
Gene: sli
Product: protein slit
Exons: 30
Coding region: 673-5109 (1478 amino acids)
Biological process (GO): negative chemotaxis; axon guidance
Molecular function (GO): calcium ion binding; Roundabout binding; heparin binding
Source: RefSeq, a predicted model, not a curated record
GAAUCGAGCGUCAGGGAAUCGAAGGGCUGCAAAGGGAGGAUCGCGUGCAACGUAACGUUGAACGAGACGCCAGCGUUGGUACACCAGUGGCGUCACCAGGAGGUAGCCAGCGUCGCGUUGGAUCUGCAGUUGAUAGACGGCUCGGAGGUCCGUUCGAAACGGCCGCGGAAGACGUUGCCCGAUAGCGGCGAGACGAUCGAACGAAGGGGACACUGCCCGGCGCAUAGACAGAGAGUACAGUCGGCUGCCGUUUCGAGGCAUCAAGCGGAGGGCACGCGAAGGAAUUCCAAUCGAUCGUGCCGGGUUCAUGGUCGAAGGCGGGACAGGUCGCGAGGUAAAGCCACGGAAAGACAGAAUCAGAAUUCGAGGGAUUUGACGGCGAAUGAGUUCGAGUGCUCAGUCAUACGUUUGGAACAGGACCCGAUCCUCGAGCCGGUAAGGAUCCUCGGUUGCCCGCCCGCUGAGGGGCUCGAGAUAUCCUCGUUCCUCGAGCCGGCGCCCAAUUGCGUCUACCCGGGCAUCAACGUCGGUCGGAUAGCCAGCGCCGAGGCGGCUUGCUACAGUCUCUACGAUCCGAACAAUAUUCUGCCGAAGAGUCGUGCCGGGAGCAUCGCCAAAAUCCUCGAGGGGCCCAAUCGUGCUGUGAAGGACAUUAAUCGGAAGGUCUUGGCGAUGACACGUGCCAUGACGCCGGCUUGGUCGCUGCGUUUGCUAGGUGUCAGCUGCGGUUCCGUGGUCUGCGCCUGGGGACUUUUGCUGGUCCUGUCCGUGCUGGGCGGUGGCGCCUCUCACGGUACCGCCCUCAGUAACUUCGGUCUUGGCAGUUUAGGGGGGACGAUGGAGGACAUGAACAGUGUUAGAUGCCCUUGGUUGUGCACGUGUACCGGUCAAGAAGUCGACUGCUCUCAUCGCGGGCUCACGCAGAUACCUGGGAACCUGGCCACUUUGCUCCUCGCCGAAAAACUGGACCUCCAGGGGAACAAUAUCUCGGUGAUAUUCAAGACGGACUUCGAGGACAUGGCCACGCUUCACGUUCUUUGGCUAUCGAAUAAUCAGAUUCACACCAUCGAGAGAGGUGCCUUCCAAGAUUUAGUCGGCGUCGAGAAGCUGGACCUUAGUCACAAUCAAAUUGCUACGAUUGGACCAAAAACUUUAAGAGGAAUUUCGUCCCUAAAAUACUUGCUGCUCGACAACAACGUGCUAACCUGCAUAGACGAAGCAUCUAUUCGAGAAUUAAAGGAUCUAGAAAUACUAAUGCUGAACAACAACAAACUGACGACGCUGGGCAAAGAAGUGCUAAAUGGAUUGUCGCAUUUGCGUACGCUGAAGCUGGUCGACAACGCACUUUCUUGCGACUGCCAUUUAGCUUGGUUGUCGCGACAUUUGAAAACGUAUCCACGCCUUGGCCAACACACGCGUUGCGCCUCACCUAUACACAUGAAGGAUCGAAAUAUCGCCGACCUACAGGAGCACGAGUUCAAGUGUUCGGGGCUGAUUGAGCGCAUAGGCUCCGAGUGCAGCGCGGAACCGCAGUGCCCGCAUCCCUGUAGAUGCGCUGACGGUAUCGUCGACUGCAGGGAAAAUUCUUUGACGAAAGUGCCCACCCACCUUCCCGAGGACACGACCGAGCUACGUUUAGAGCAGAACAGCAUCACGGAAAUACCACCGAAGGCUUUCUUUCCGUACAGAAAAUUGCGUAGAAUCGACCUCAGCAACAAUCAGAUUAAGAAAGUGGCGGCUGAUGCGUUCCACGGAUUGAAAUCGCUCGAAUCGCUUGUACUCUAUGGAAACAAAAUUACCGAACUACCGAGUGGACUGUUCCAAGGCUUGACAAACCUGCAGUUGUUAUUGCUGAAUGCCAACGAGAUAUCGUGCAUACGAACCGAUCUAUUUCGAGAUCUAACCAGCCUGACACUGCUGUCUCUGUACGAUAACAACAUCAGAUCCCUGGCCAAUGGAACUUUCGCCAAUCUACGGAGCAUUGAAACGCUACAUUUGGCAAGAAAUCCGUUCAUCUGCGAUUGCAAUCUGCGAUGGCUGAGCGCCUACCUUCACGCGCAUCCCAUCGAGACGUCGGGGGCUAAGUGCGAGUCGCCGAAGAGGGUGCAGAAACGGAAGAUCGAUUCGAUGCGGGACGACAAGUUCAAAUGUAAGGGCGACGAGGAACUCUUGACGAAGAGGGCUGGCGAGUGCAUCCUGCCUGGAGAGUGUCCAGCGCCGUGCACUUGUAACGGCGCGACCGUCGAUUGCUCUAACAAGAAGCUCGUCUCGAUACCGAAGGAGCUGCCAAUUUACACGUCUACAUUGCUGUUGGCCAACAAUGAACUGGAUAAGAUCAAAGCGGACGGCCUGUUCGAGAAGCUGCCGGAGCUGCAGCAUUUGGACCUCAGGAAGAAUAAAAUCUCACGCAUCGAGGCGUCAGCCUUUUUGGGGGCGCACAAGCUCACCGACCUACUCUUGACAGAGAACAGGCUGAGGGAAGUUCACAACAAGAUGUUCACCGGCUUGACGAAUCUUAAGACUCUGAACCUUCACGGGAACGCUAUAACUUGCGUUAUGCAAGGCGCGUUCGAAGGGCUGACACACAUACGCACCAUCAACAUGCAAGGCAAUCCUUUGUCCUGUAAUUGUCAUCUCGCGUGGUUCGCUGGAUGGCUAAGAAAACGCGACAUGUCUGACGUCGUUGGACACUGUCACGAUCCGCCACGAUUGAAGGAUGCUGUCAUCAAGGACAUCCCUCAUCAUGAAUUCAAAUGCAACAGUACGGACAGCGUGGGUUGCCUAGGAGACGAUUACUGUCCACCCCAAUGUAAUUGCGCCGGGUCAGUGGUGAGGUGUUCGAGGUCUCAGCUUACAGAGAUUCCACGUGGGAUUCCGCCGGAAACCACCGAGCUGUAUUUGGACGUGAAUGACAUCAAGACGAUCCAGCCAGAGAGGCUGAACCACCUGAGGAUUCUCACUAGAUUGGACCUGAGCAACAAUCAGAUCGCGAUGCUAUCGAACGACACCUUCAAGAAUCUCACCAAAUUGUCACACCUGAUCAUCAGUUACAACAAGCUACAAUGUGUUCAACGCAACGCUCUCGCCGGCUUGAAAUCGCUGAGAAUAAUGUCUCUCCACGGUAACGACAUUUCCGUGAUCCCCGAGGGCGCAUUCGAGGAUCUCAAAUCUAUAACCCACCUCGCUCUGGGGUCCAACCCGCUCUAUUGCGACUGCAGUAUGCGAUGGUUGGCCGAGUGGGUGAAGAAAGACUUCGUGGAGGCAGGUAUCGCCAGAUGCAUGGAGCCGCCAGCAAUGAGGGACAAGCUCCUUCUGACGACGCCUGCGACCGCGUUCCAAUGCAAAAGUAUGUACUUCCACGACAGAUAUCGCGAUCGCGGCAAACGUGGCCAGUUACAGCAAUCAAUCCUGGCCAAGUGCGACUUGUGCUACACUUCGCCAUGCCAGAACGGAGGAUUUUGCGAGACGCUCCCGGAUCGGAAGUUCCGUUGCAAGUGCGCGCCAGGAUAUCAUGGGGACCGGUGUGAACAUAAAAUUGACGCGUGCUAUGGAAAUCCUUGCCGGAACACCGGAACUUGCAAAGUACUGGAGGAAGGAAGAUUCAGUUGCGACUGCGCCCCCGGGUACAAGGGACUUCGAUGCGAGAACAACGUCGACGACUGCGAGAACAACAAGUGCGCAAAUAACGCCACCUGCGUCGACCUCGUACAGGCCUACAGAUGCGACUGCGCCCCAGGAUUCAUGGGCGAGUACUGCGAGGAGAAGAUACCCUUUUGCACAAAAGGGCACGACCCCUGCGAGAACGGGGGCCGAUGCGUCGACCACGGGACCUACUAUAGCUGCGAAUGCCCAAUCGGCUUCACCGGCCUCAAUUGUUCCACCAACUUGGAUGACUGCGGUGAUCAUAUGUGCCAGAACGGUGCUACUUGCAUCGACGGCAUAAACAAUUACGUUUGUAAGUGCGCGGCGGACUACACAGGGAGGUACUGCGAGGCUGCACCCUCGACAGCCAUGCUGUAUCCACAAACUAGUCCAUGUGCACACCAUGACUGUCAGCACGGUGCAUGCUUCCAACCAGCUCCCGCUUCCGCCGCGGACUACCUUUGCCAGUGCCACCCCGGCUACACCGGAAAACGAUGCGAGUACCUGACGAGUUUGAGCUUCGUGGACAACAGCUCGCUGGUCGAGCUGGAGCCACUACGCACGAGGCCGGAAGCGAACGUGACCAUCGUGUUCACGACCAUACAGGAGAACGGGGUCCUCCUCUACGACGGCCAGAACGGCGACCACCUCGCGGUGGAGCUGUUCAACGGCCGCGUGAGAGUCUCGUACGACGUGGGUAACUACCCAACCUCGACGAUGUACAGUUACGAAAUGGUAGCCGACGGCAAGUUCCACGUGGCGGAGCUUCUCGCGAUCAAGAAGAACUUCACGAUGAGAGUCGACCGUGGUUCUGCUAGGAGCAUCAUCAACGAGGGUCCUAAGGAGUACCUGAAGCUUCUCGCGCCUAUGUACGUCGGCGGCGUUACGCCGGAAGUCGCCAACAUAGCAUUCACGGAGUUCCACUUGAGGAACAUCACGAGCUUCCAAGGCUGCAUCUCCGAGAUGUGGAUCAAUCACAAGUUAGUAGACUUCAGCAACGCCGCUAAAAUGCACCGCGUGACUCCUGGAUGCAUGUCUAACGACGAAGAGGCUGACGAGGCGCGAGACGUCAUCGAACCGGAAGGAAUGAUGAAUAGUGGCAGCAACGAGGAGCCUAUGGAUCCCUGCGCGGGUCACGGAUGCAGGAAGGGCUCGCAAUGCGUGCCCUCGCCUAUCGAAAGUCCUUAUCCGUAUACGUGCCGGUGUCAAACUGGAUGGCAUGGGCGGUACUGUGAGAAAGCACCGACAUGUCGCAAGGAACACACUAGAGAGUUCUAUAGCGAGAAUGGAUGUCGGAGUAGACGACCAGUGAAGCUAGCCAAGUGCUGGGGUAGCUGUGGCAACUCUUGCUGCCUGCCACGGAAAACAAAACGACGCAAGGUUCGACUGAUUUGCGCUGACGGGAUGAGGUACACAAAGGACGUCGAUCUAGUGCGCAAGUGCACGUGCACCCGGAAAUGCUACUAGCCAGAAUGGCGGGACAGUGGGCGCCACAGGUGUUCCAUGAAUAUUCGUCGAGGCGUAACGAGACCGAGAGGAAGAAACCCCCGAGAACCGAGCAGUGUCCCAAUUCGAACUUUCUACGCUGUGCACACACGGGUGAUGUGCCGAGAGUCGAUUAUAAAUCCAGAGGGACGCCCCCGCGUGGUCCUCGACGCAUCCUCGUGAAACGCGUAAACGAAACAUUGGGCCGUAAACUGCCAGGCCGUAAUCCAAGAUGGACACACACUCGCGAACACUCAAGAUACACACGUACACAGGAUACCCAUACGUACAUACGCAUACACGCAAACACAGACACACACACACAGCCGGCUCAGUGUGAUAUAUAUUCGAACGAGAAGAAAAGAAUUAUAUCGUGCGUACGUGGACACGGGACUAUCGAUAUUGAAAACAGUUUAACGCAUACUAGGUAUUAUUAAUCGUAUGUUUAACGAUGAGAGUGGAGAGUGGAAAAAACCGUGCAAACAUGGACCGCAGACGCACGUGUUCCGCACUAUCGCAAGAGUUUUACGCACGAUCGCAGAAACCACGCAGCAUCGUUCGCUCAGUGUGAAAUAGAUCUAAUGAAUGAUGUCGGUGGUGGAUGGAGUAUGAUCGAAUGUAAUGAAUUCACGCUUAAUAUUGCGAUCUCUCAGAAUUUUCAUUCGAUACAAUUAACGGAGCACAGUUGAACACGGUAACUUGGGCUCCCGAG